Messenger RNA from Phycodurus eques (leafy seadragon), 1851 nucleotides. Its product is annotated as SH2 domain-containing adapter protein F-like. The transcript is spliced from 8 exons. Lineage: Eukaryota; Metazoa; Chordata; Actinopteri; Syngnathiformes; Syngnathidae. The record is from RefSeq and is a predicted model, not a curated record. Bases 204 to 1463 code for a protein of 419 amino acids. Gene Ontology annotation, molecular function: phosphotyrosine residue binding.
UUGCCAGGCUAACGUUAGCCAGCAGGCUAAGGCUACGUUAGCCAGCAGGCUAAGCCUCCAGCCAACAGCAGAGCUGACUCCCUGAACCCAACCUUAGUAUUUCUGACUUAAAAGCGCCCGAAUGGUCAUUUUAAAAAAAAGAAAAAGAGGUGGGACGUUUAAGAUAAUCGGAGAGCAGCCGUCAAUGUGACGAAAGCGGAUCCAUGGCAAAGUGGCUAAAGGACUACCUAAACUUUGGCAACCGGCGUGACCCCCCGCAUCCCCCGAGGCCAGACUACAGCGAGAGUGAGAUCCUGCGGGCUUACAGAGCCCAGAAGGAGUUGGACUUCGAGGAUCCGUACCAGUGCGCGGACAAGGAGCACCAAAAUGGCGCCGGCGCCGGCUACGGUAGCGUGGAUGUAAGCCUGCUUCCCUUCCCUGCCUUUGGUCUCAGCUUGUCUAAUGGUGCAGAGGUGAAGGUGCUGUCCCCCAAACACAGACUGAUUAAAGUGGACUCUCAGGAGUUCGGCCAUUGUAACAUUCCCCCGAGUCCCGUAACAGAUCAAGAGGAGCCUGUGGUGCCCUCCGCCCCUGUAGCGCCGGACGCCGACACAGACUACUCGGACCCGUUCGACGCCCGCCCGGCGGCCCCGAGGACGCGGGCCAACUGGGAGCCCAAAUCGGCCCAGUCGGACUGCUGCAGCUACAUGGAGCCGUUCGAGGCUCAGCAGAUCAUUUCAGAAAUGCAGCAUAACAAGUGCACGAGCGCCAGUGGCAGCCAGUUGUACGACAACCCGUACGAGGAGAGGACCCGAGAGCAGGCCCGCGUGGCGCCGACGGCGCCGACGCAGCAGCAGCUUCAACAGACCCGCAAGAUGGACGGUGCGCCUUCCCCCGCGGACGACCGGGGGAGCCGGCUGCCCCAGAACGACGAGAGGCCGGCCGACGAGUACGACCAGCCGUGGGAGUGGAAGAAGGACGACAUCUCCAAAGCGCUUGCUGUUCAGUUCGAGGGCGUCGGGAGGGAGCGCUCGCGCGUCCAACCGGAGCAGAGCAAGCUCGCCAAGGCCUCGAACGCGCCGGCGGUGCCGGACUCCAACACCCUGCGCCUGGUUUGUGACGCCCUUCCCCUCCUGGGAGAGAGAGUCGACCCCUACGUGCCGCUAGAAAGACAAGUGUGGUACCACGGGGCGCUGAGCCGAUCUGAGGCCGAGACUCUGCUGACCCUGUGCAAGGAGAGCUCCUACCUGGUGAGGAACAGCCAGAGCUGCCGCAACGACUUUUCUCUCUCGCUAAGGAGCUACAAGGGCUUCAUGCAUAUGAAGUUCUCGCGCUCGGCCGACAGCUGCUUCGUGCUGGGCGAGAACAGCCCGCCCUUCGCCACCAUUCCGGAGGUCAUCCACUACUACACCACGCACAAGCUGCCAAUCCGCGGGGCCGAGCACAUGUCCCUGCUGUAUCCCGUCAUCGUGCAGACGCUCUGACGGGGGGGUGCGGGGCCCGCCCAACGGAAAACACUACGUGCUCUACAUUUCUGGACAUUGCAGCUCAAAUUGAGCCCGGUGCCUGAAGAACAUGUACUCGAAGGCCAACAGAUGAGCGCUGAAGUAGGACAUUUUAAAGGAUCAUCUUGAACUGUUUUUGCAUAUACAUGUAGAUGGUAGAAAAUUCUUUCCCGCCCCCUGCAUUUUUAUGUGUUAGUGACCCAUACAGUGGAUGAGGCACAGGUGAGUGUUUCGAGGCCUCCAGUGUCUCCUCAAAUCCAGGACCGCUUUAGAGACAGUUGAAGUAUAUUAAAAGUGUGCAUUAGCCAUUCAAAUAUAGCUUUGUUCUGUUUUAUAAGCUUUGAAAAUAAAGUUGUUUUAAACCUUU